AUGGAUUUAAGCCACAGAACUCCUUUAUUAUCCGAAUCGAUACCAGAUAUAGACGUUCUCGAGCAUGUCGUUUCUUCAUUCGGUCAUUCACUUGACGUUGUGAUUAAAACUAACUUUAAACCUGCCAAAACAAAUGAUGAUAAUGCGCCGUCAUCCUCAGAAGCAGUUUCUUCAGACUCAUCCUCAACUAAGAACCAAAAACUCGCGGCUAUUUUCUCUCGCCAGUGGCUCUCAGGUGUUCUGGCCACUUUAUCUCAGAAGUUAUCUGAAGAUUCCCACGCCACUGAUAGAACAGACACAAUUCCUGUGCCUUCCGAGCCCCAAUUUGUUGAUGAUGAUAUGGACAUUCAGAACAUUGAUGAACUAGGGGUGUAUGUCGAGAACGCCAAGGUGUGUGGAAAUGGGCAAAUCGAAGUUAAUUAUGACCUUCUCGAGACGGAAUCUGUUAGUCAAACGAGGCCUAAGUUGAAGGCACAGCAACUAAUGCAGUUGAUUCUCCAGGGUAAAAAUACCGAAUGGUCUCUUCAAAAGAAACUUGAAAAUUUUUGGAAAACUAGCCCAGGGCUACUCCUACACGUCUUGUCAAAUGAAGAAUCGUCAGAACUAUCUAAAGAUUUGGAUAGUGUAAGAAGUGAAGAAAAGCGUGAAACGGUAUCAAUUGAUGACGAGUCGAUGGAAAUUCUAAAUAAUUUAUUUAAUAAACAUGAACAGGAGGACUCAGGUGACUUGGAGGAGUACCUGGUGAAUAACCCUAAGGUUUUAGUGGAUGUGGGCAGCAAACUAGGUUUGGUUGGAGUCGAUCGUCUGGUAGAGCUCUUUAACAAAUUAAAAAAGGAAGUUGUUCACGUCAACAAGAUGGCUAAGUUUUUCACAAAACUCGUUUUAGAUCUUGAGAAUAAUCACACAAAUUCUAGCGCGUAA
This is a messenger RNA of Theileria annulata, 921 nucleotides long. RefSeq lists its product as uncharacterized. NCBI's taxonomy places the organism in Eukaryota, Apicomplexa, Aconoidasida, Piroplasmida, Theileriidae. The transcript has a single exon. Bases 1 to 921 code for a protein of 306 amino acids. The record is from RefSeq and is a predicted model, not a curated record.